Molecule: messenger RNA, 1437 nt
Organism: Notechis scutatus (mainland tiger snake)
Lineage: Eukaryota; Metazoa; Chordata; Lepidosauria; Squamata; Elapidae
Source: RefSeq, a predicted model, not a curated record
AUGAUUCCCCCUGGACUCCAGGUCCCCGCCAAGGCGCGCCCCGAAUUGCGCCGACUUUCACACGAUCGCGUCAGCUGGGCUCAGAACCUUCAGGGUCCGCGCUGGACGGACUCUCUGGAUGCCCCGGACGUGUUUUUGGCCGAAGCCGCGCCCGGGACCACUAGCCGAAUCCUGGCGCUUCGGUUCAAGCUAGACGCCGAGCUGAGGUUGGUAGCUCCGCUUUGUCGGCGGGAGACAGAGUCCUCUCCAUCUAAUCUACCCUCCCAUAAGGUCCAUAUCCAGCUUUUCUCCGGACUCUCCCUUCCUCCUCGGAUUACGAAAGGCCCGGCCACUGCCGAGUCUUCAAAGUACCAGAAGAUGGACCGCUCUGCCAACUUCACCUGUUUCUCUCCCACUACUUUGGCAGAGCCCAACUGGACCGAUCCUGGUCUCCUGCCCAGCCCGUCCGGCAUCGGUGUUAAACCCUUGUCAGUCUUCAAAGUCCUUAUCUUGACUUUGCUGGCCAUGCUGGGGGUUGCCACGUUCCUUUGGAACCUGCUGGUGCUGGCCACUAUCUUGAGGGUACGUACUUUUCACAGGGUGCCCCAUAACCUGGUUGCCUCCAUGGCCAUCUCUGACGUGAUGGUGGCUGCUUUGGUGAUGCCCCUCAGCCUGAUGUACGAGCUGUCCGGCCGUCGUUGGCGUCUGGGGAGGCUGCUGUGUGAGAUCUGGGUUUCCUGUGACGUGCUGUGCUGCACGGCCAGCAUCUGGAAUGUGACGGCCAUUGCACUAGAUCGUUACUGGUCCAUAACGCGGCACCUGGAGUACACGCUGAAGACCCGCCGCCGAAUUUCCAAUCUUAUGAUUGUGGUGACUUGGCUGCUCUCUGCUAUCAUCUCCUUGGCUCCGCCACUCUUUGGCUGGGGAGACACUUACUCCGAGGGCAGUGCUGAGUGCCAAGUCAGCCGAGAGCCUUCUUACACCGUCUUUUCAACCUGUGGAGCUUUUUAUGUGCCUCUCUGCGUUGUGCUGUUUGUCUACUGGAAGAUCUACAAGGCAGCCAGGUUUCGCAUUGGAUCCCGUAAGAGCAAUUCCAUCAGUCCAAUUACACCCGGAGUUCUAGAGCUCAGGGAGGAUUCCCAGCAUCCACAGAUGUUGUUCACCGCCCGCCAUGCCACGGUGACGUUCCAAACGGAUGGAGACACUUGGCGGGAGCAGAAAGAGAGGAAAGCUGCCCUCAUGGUGGGGAUCCUCAUUGGUGUCUUUGUCCUCUGCUGGAUCCCCUUCUUCAUCACGGAACUCAUCAGCUCCCUCUGCUCCUGUGACAUCCCGCCAGCCUGCAAAAGUGUUUUCCUUUGGCUCGGAUAUUCCAAUUCUUUUUUCAACCCUUUGAUCUAUACAGCCUUUAACAAGAACUACAAUAAUGCCUUCAAGAACCUCUUCUCCAGGCAACCAUAA